Molecule: messenger RNA, 1524 nt
Organism: Heterostelium album PN500
Lineage: Eukaryota; Evosea; Eumycetozoa; Acytosteliales; Acytosteliaceae
Gene: gatA
Product: glutamyl-tRNA amidotransferase A subunit
Exons: 1
Coding region: 1-1524 (507 amino acids)
Biological process (GO): mitochondrial translation; glutaminyl-tRNAGln biosynthesis via transamidation
Cellular component (GO): glutamyl-tRNA(Gln) amidotransferase complex; mitochondrion
Molecular function (GO): glutaminyl-tRNA synthase (glutamine-hydrolyzing) activity
Source: RefSeq, a predicted model, not a curated record
AUGAAUAGUUUAAGUCAGGUUAGAUCAUUGUUGGUUGGUGGAAGAGUUACUUCUAGACAAUUGAUAAUCGAUUCUUUAAAUAGGAUCGAUGCUACAAAGAAAUUCAAUGCUUAUAUCACUCUGGAAGAUAGAGAGAAACUGUUGAAUGAUGCCGAUGAAUCUGAUAAACGAUUACAACAUCAACAACAACAACAACAAUCAGGUGUAAAGAGAGAGUUAGAAGGUAUUCCUAUUGCAGUUAAAGAUAAUUUCUCAACCAGCAAGCUAAAGACGACAUGUGCAUCAAAGAUUUUGGAAAACUACAUACCAAGUUUCGAUGCUACUGUUGUCAGUCGUCUUAAAGAGGCUGGUGCUAUCAUCGUUGGAAAGACAAACAUGGAUGAGUUUGCAAUGGGUUCAUCUACUUCGACCGGUCACUUUGGUGCAUCGAUCAAUCCUUAUUCGAGAGAUGCAGGUGAAUCAUUGGUUGCCGGUGGAUCGAGUGGUGGAAGUGCUGUCGCUGUCAAGUUGAAUACAGUUUCCGCUGCGAUUGGAAGUGAUACCGGUGGAUCGGUUCGUCAGCCCGCCGCAUACUGCGGUCUUCUAGGAUUCAAGCCAACCUAUGGAUCGAUCUCGCGUUAUGGAAUGAUCGCAUUUGCCAGUUCACUAGACACACCUGGAUUCUUUGUGCACAAUGCAGUCGAUGCUGCCAUACUCUUGGACGUCUUGGUCGGUAGAGACUGCAACGAUUCCACUUCAAUCGAGCAUCCAAUGCAAAAGAAAUUCCAACAAUAUCUAAAUAGCAGAGAUAAUAAUCAAGAUAUGAAAGGUUUGGUAUUUGGUAUACCCACUGACUAUUUAGUCAAGGAAAUGGAUCCGGAAAUAAUUAACUUGUGGAGAGAAACAGUCGAUCUGAUAGAGCAAGCCGGUGGAAAAGUUGUAGCAGUCGAUCUCCCACAUACUAAAUACGCAUUGCCAGCCUACUAUAUUCUGGCGACAUCGGAGGCCAGUUCGAAUUUGGCGCGCUACGACGGUAUACGCUAUGGCGCGUCAACGAGCGGCGCCAAGUCACUCAAGCAACAGUACAUGGAAACAAGAAGCGAAGGUUUCGGAGCAGAGGUUAAACGACGUAUCCUACUGGGAACCAUGUCAUUGUCACGUGGUAGCUACGACAACUACUAUAACAAAGCACAACAAAUAAGAAGAUUGGUAUCCGAUGACUUUAACCAGGUUUUCAAUCGACAGAGUGUCGACAUUCUAAUUACACCGACGACACCGUCGGGACCAUUCAAACUCGGUGACAAUCAAGAUCCAAUCGAUAUGUACAUCAAUGAUAUCAUGACAAUACCGGCUAGUCUUGCCGGUCUGCCAUCGGCAUCGAUUCCACUGGCGCACUCACAAAGCAACAACAAAUCAACACCCACACCACUCUCACUACAACUCAUAGGCAAUCGUUUACAAGAUCACAAAGUACUAGAAGCCAUUCAAAAGAUAAUGUCAUUAAAUAGAUAUAAUAAUUUUUAUAAUCAAAUUAACAUCAAUUGA